Messenger RNA from Drosophila pseudoobscura, 1216 nucleotides. RefSeq lists its product as uncharacterized. The transcript is spliced from 3 exons. NCBI's taxonomy places the organism in Eukaryota, Metazoa, Arthropoda, Insecta, Diptera, Drosophilidae. The coding region runs from base 468 to 920 and encodes 150 amino acids. The record is from RefSeq and is a predicted model, not a curated record.
AUCAUGCAAGAGCGCCGCCGAAGACUUCGGGCAUAUCGGAAGUCACGCAGAAAAUUCUCCUGCACUGUUUACGGCAUCACCUUGGCCUGGCUGGUGCUGGCCCUAACUCAGUGGUUGGCUGUCUGCUUGCUGUAAGUUUAGUUGAGACUUGGUGCAGUGGUGCCGUUGAAUCUUUGCAUUCUAAUCUUUAGAAAGGACUUCCGAGAUAACGUCAACAAGUAUUAUUGGAUAAGUUUGAUAUUCUUUAUUUCUGCUAUGCUUUUGUUCUCAAUGUUUAUAUUCAUCAAGAGUCUGCGAUUCGUGCUCUGCCUAAACUGGCUGCUCAGCUUACUCAUUGUGAGUAGUUGUGAUUCGAUAUGGUAAGACAGCCGGUUGAGUUUUCUCAUGUUUAUAUCCGUUUAGGUGGAGUUUCUGAUCAUCGGACUAUUCGCGCUGUCGGCGCAAACUGAUUGGAAAAACUUGAUCGCAUGGUUCCUCAUCUGUGCGCUCUUGACAUAUCUUUUCAUAUUAAUCGGAUCCAUUUUACCGACCUUACUCUGAAUGUAGUCAUUCUGUUUGUGGUAGCUUUCCUCAUCCUUUCUAUCACCGUCUUCAUGAGUAUGAUGCAUAAAAUUAUGAAUAUGUCGUAUUCUUUCUACGCUUAUAUGGUUUGUAUUGGGCUCAUUGUGCUGAUGUUCGUGAUGUACCAUGCCCAGACAAUCAAUGGCGGACGCUUUGCUGAGAUGCGUCUCCGAGACUACCUGCUGGCAUCUCUCAUCCUCUUCAACGACUUCAUCAUCAUUUACAUGUUAACCAUCUACCCACAGGUCAUCAACAGCAAAAAGUCAACGCCGUCCAACACUACAGUUUCAUAUCAUUCCAAAGACAGCAGUUAUGAAGACAGCACGACCACAACUGAGUUAGUUGUAAAUUGGGGUUGAGUUGACCAAAUAGAAGGAUGGAAGGCACGCAUUGCCAACAAUUUUGUUCCUGGGUUUAACUUCACAAACUAAAAAUCGAAUGUCUUGGAUUUAAAUUUUAACGUUUUAUUGAGGUGUGAUCCGUGGUGAGUUUCGUAAUAAACUAAAUAAUAACAAACGCGACGAACAGUGUUGGAAAGCAAACGAAAAUAAAUUGCGCCAAAAAGAAGCAACGCAAAGAAGAGAUUGUGGAACAGAAAACUCAACCUAUUUAAAAUAGCUGACGAAUCAGAAUUUCGGCACUAAAACAGCUCGAC